Aspergillus oryzae RIB40 is the source of this 843-nucleotide messenger RNA. RefSeq lists its product as uncharacterized. NCBI's taxonomy places the organism in Eukaryota, Fungi, Ascomycota, Eurotiomycetes, Eurotiales, Aspergillaceae. Bases 1 to 843 code for a protein of 280 amino acids. The transcript is spliced from 2 exons. The record is from RefSeq and is a predicted model, not a curated record.
AUGGAAAGAUACACCUGCUUCGACGCAGACUCUCUGCGAUCAUACAGCUCUACCGUCGCAUUGGAUGAGUAUCCCCCGUCAAAUCCUCCCGAAGAGCUCAUUACAUCCUUUCCACGUCCCCCAAGUGGCGCGCGCAACCUCGAUAACGUAGCAGCUAAUAGCCCACGAGCUUCCAUCAAAACACUGCGCAGAAAUUAUAUGGUCCAUGAACUACCACUCCUGCAAGAACCAAAUCCUUGGGAUGGGUCGGACCAAUUCCAUCCCGUCCAAGAAGCUGGCUGCUCAUAUGACCUGAUCGUCCCUUUUGACGACUCCUGCGAGACACCUCUGCACAGUUUGGAGCGUCUCGCAGAUAUCAUGUUCUCUCCGGAGCACAUGUUAUCCAUCCUGAACAACCCCCGAUAUCUGGCGCGCUUUCGCGAGUUCCUGCUUGAAGAGCGCCCGCGGUCGCUUGAGUUACUGACAUACUACUUGAAUACACGUAAGGCGCUAAAGGCACUCGAGUACGUCAACGCUCUGGUCAGAUGUGCCGUCGACUUACCUCCAUCAGCGAUCACGGUCACGGAACAGGUCGGAGAAAGCUGCAAUCCCGCCUUGCAGCGUCGUGUCCACGAAGCGCUCCAAGCACUCACAGAUGAAGAGCUUCCUGCUUUCAUCACCUCGCGCUGCAUUGGGAUUACGAGUAGGGUUGUUGAGGAGCGCGUCCGAGGAACCCUCCCGCGCAAAUUUCAGGGGACUUCCGAUGCGCUGGCUGAGGUCUUCUGCCUGACCGAUCCGUCAAGACGGGAUAAUCCUAUUAUUUUUGCUUCGGAAGGUAUGUUCCUGAUCGAGGUGGUUCGCUGA